AUCUUCAGCAGCUUCAGUCACGUGAAAGGCAAAAACAACGAGAAGAGGAAGUGAAGAUCACAAGGAUUGAUGCUUAUUGAGGCUUGCAGGAAUAACACUGCGUCAGGACGCUAUGGGGUCUGCGGUGGAGAGGACUGACGAACUCGUGAAGGAGUAUUUGAUAUACCGUGGUUUUACAAGCACUCUGAAACACCUAGAUGCUGAAAUCAAAGCCGACAGAGAAAAGGGAUUCCGAGUGGAUAAAAUCAUUGACCAGCUCCAACAGUUCGUGCAGAGCUAUGAUCUCGCUGCGCUGCGAGAGUACUGGGGGUACUUGGAUCGCCGCCUCUUCAGCCGACUGGAGGAUAUCUACCGCCCGACUGUGAACAAGCUAAGGACCAGCCUCUUCCGUUACUACCUUGUCUACACGGUGCAGUCUAACCGCCUUGAGAAAACGCAGGAGUUUUUUCAGAAGCAGGCGGUGGAGCUGCAGGGCCAGGCAGAAUGGCGUGAUUGGUUCGUCCUUCCCUUUAUCCCCACCCCUGAGCAGAACCCCACGUUUGCCCCCUACUUCUCCCGCCAGUGGGCUGACACCUUCCUGGUUUCUCUGCACAACUUCCUCAGUGUGCUCUUCCAGUGUAUGCCCCUGCCAGUGCUCCUGAGUUUUGAUGCGGAGGUGCAGAGGAAUGGUGCCAUUCAAGAGGAGAACGAGCUGCUGCGUCAGACGGUGUUUGCAUUGCAGGCUGAACAGCCGCGGCAGAAAAGAGAUGAGGAUGUGGUGCAUCACAAACUGCCCUCUUACGUACAGAACAUGGACCGCCUGGGAGACAGUGAGCUGGAUUUGGUGUCUAGCCAGCGGAGCAUUAGCCUAGCCAGCCAGCCGCGAGGGAGCUCUUUCCUCUCUACGUUCCUCCCUCAAGGAAAGCGGGCACCUGGCAGGACACCCCAGGGAGCUGGGUCCUCGCCAACACAGGCCUCCAUGGGGCGGAGGGACACCACAGCCAGUCAAGCUUUGAAAUCAAAGGAGGCCCUGACAUCUAAGGAUUCAAAGGCAGGGCCAAGUGGAGCAGGAACAAAUGACCAGGCUUCUGGUCACCCUCGACAGAGACGACACCAGGAGCAUGAGAAGGAAAGAAAAGAGCUGCUCUCUAAACCUCCAGCUCAGGGCUUUGAGAAGAGAGGCGAGAGUUCAGAUGCAGAACCACACCCUGAUGACCAGACGGAUUCACCGACCAAUCAAAUGCGGGCCUCUGGGGAGGGGAGUGGUUCGGUGGAACAGCCCUUCAUUAAGCUGAGCCAAGAGGAGUAUGGAGAGCACCACUCUUCCAUCAUGCACUGCAGGGUUGACUGCUCUGGGAGGAGGGUGGCAAGUCUUGAUAUCGAUGGUGUCAUCAAGGUCUGGUCCUUUAACCCCAUAAUGCAAACCAAGGCCACAAUCAUGUCCAAGUCUCCUCUUCUGUCACUGGAAUGGGCCACCAAGCCAGAUAGACUGCUGUUGCUGGGAAGUGGUGUAGGGACAGUGCGACUAUAUGACACAGAAGCCAAGAAGAACCUGUAUGAAAUGACAAUCGAUGACCUGCAUCCAAGGAUCCUCUCCCUGGCCUGCAGCCCCAGUGGGACCUCGUUCGUUUGCUCAGCAGCCGCUCACGGCCCUCGGUCGGGAAGUCUGCCUGACAGCGGGGGGAGAGCCGCGGCCCCCGUCUCCGGACAGCUGCUGCUGUGGGACACCAAGACCGUCAAACAGCAGCUCCAGUUUUCACUUGAGCCUGGGCCAGUGGCAAUAAACUGUACAGCCUUUAACCACAAUGGGAACCUGCUGGUAACGGGAGCAGCAGAUGGCAUAAUUCGCCUGUUUGACAUGCAGCGGUAUGAGAGUGCAAUGAGCUGGAAGGCCCAUGAUGGAGAGGUGUACUCUGUGGAGUUCAGCUAUGAUGAGAACACGGUCUUCAGCAUUGGCGAAGAUGGCAAGUUCAUCCAGUGGAAUAUCCACCGAAGUGGCGUGAAGCAGUCGGAGUAUAACCUGCCCCAGGAUGCCACUGGACCCUUUGUGCUCUCGGGGUACAGUGGGUACAAGCAGGUGCAGGUUCCCCGUGGGCGGCUUUUUGCUUUUGAUUCAGAGGGAAAUCACGUGCUCACCUGCUCCAGCACAGGGGGCCUCAUCUACAGGCUGAAUGAGGGGGAGAGCAGCCUGGCGAGUGUCCUGUCCCUUGGGGGCCACAAAGCACCUGUGGUCACAGUAGACUGGUGCUCUGCCAUGGACUGUGGCACCUGCCUCACUGCCUCUAUGGAUGGAAAGAUCAAGCUGAGUACACUGCUGGCACAGAAAUCGAGCUAAAGACUGUUUAGCAGCAUAAGAACGUAAGCAGUGGGGAAUGGCACCCUUUCUCCCUGCUAUGGCUUGUAGCAUUUUGGCUGCCUUUUUUAUACCUCGACGACUGUGAUGUUUCCUUAUAAAACAUUCCGAGUAUUGCUUUUUGCUGCCUGCUGUAUACUUUUGCAAAUUGUAACUUGCUUUUUGUAUAUAAUGUGGAUAGUUUCAGUGCAUAUUUAAUGUGUGCAUUUAGCAGCGUUUGUAAAUUUAGACUUUAAAUGACCUGGUUGCCUAAAUUAAGCGUAAUUGAGUUAAGCAUAAGUUGUCUUCACACUCUCAAAAAUUCUUUAAGAAAUCCAGGUCUAAUUGCAGUCUUGGUUAGAACAAAGAGAAUGUUUAAGUUUAAGUCUUAAACAUAUGGAUAAUCUUAUUGACCUUGGUCAUAAAUAGUAAAUUCUAGUUGAUUUAAAGCCCAGCAUGGUGUUGCAGAGUAGGAAAUUCCUUGAAAACAAACUCUUAUUAGCAUUAAAUCCUAUCUCUUCUUUAAUUGAGGCUUAAGAGGGACAGCAGGAAAAUCUCUAGCAAACGGCAUAAAACUGAGUUAUGUUACUACAGGAAGAUGGAUCAAAGUACACAGCUGUCAUCCUUCAGAUAAGAUGUUUAAUAGAUGCCCUGAUUACUUACUCAUUAAAGAUCCCUUCACUGUCCAUAAGAGAAGGUUGACUUAGCUAGAUCUGACUCUGGGACAGAACAGUCUAGCCUUCCUAAGAUUCCUCUUUAAUUCAGUUUCUCACUUCUCCGCCUGCUCUGCUUUGUAGUGAUGGUGGCCACACAUCAUGCAAGCAGGUGACGGGCGCUCCCGUAUGGAAAAACACUGGAUAAAUGCAAUUCAUCCUAAUUGCUGCAAUUGUUAACCAUAAACUGCUCCUGAGGUGAGAAACAUGAGUAGAUUCCAUUCUGAUCCCAUCAGUGUUUUCACUAAUUAUAGUUGUUACAGUAUUGCAUUGUUCUUAUCACCUGAAUAAACAGCUGACAUACAUUGCCACUGUCAUUUUAAUUCUUUAUAUUCUCUGCUUUUAAUUUUUUUGUAAAUAUUUAUUUUUUGUAAAUAAUUGCCGAUUGUCUGGCUUAGACUUCUUAGUAUAUCAACUUAGUGCUUACGUUGCCCCUGUAUGAAAUUAACUUUCACUUCAAUAUCAUCCAUCUACACAUUUUAAGUUACCAUUUUAUCCUUAGAAGGUCUUGGUGAUCCAGAGUAAAGCCUGGCAUCUAUAAGGCUGAAGGCGGAACUAUAGUUCAAAGCAUUUAUGCAUUUAUUACACACACAUACGGACGGCAAUUUGGAGAUGGUAGUUAACAUGGAGAGCAUGUCUUUGGAUUACGGAGAGAAACAGGAGAACCUGGAGAAAUCCGAAAAACCACCAGUUUAUAACUACCCCAGUAUCAUAUUAAUCCCAAUGAAGCAUGUGUCAGAGAUGUUUUUCAAGUGGUUUUGGAAUGCCAUUGACAUAAAUGACAUGCCUGACAUGAUCUAGUUAGGAACAGCUUUAUGUUCUUAUGUUCUGAUUAUGAAUGAUAGAAUUAUAUAUUCAGAAUGUGUGCACCCAAAGUUGCUUUAUAGGCAACACACCUUAUUAACGGUAGUUAAACAGUACUUAAAAUUAAAUUUAGAUCAGCUUGCCUUUCACUGACAUCAGCCGGUGGGCACCCAGUAAAAGUGCAGGAAAACCGUAGGCAGUGAGAACCCUAGAUUCUACAUUUUCUUAACCCUCCUUUUAUAUUAAUACAGUAUAUUGCCAAAAUCUCCAUGUCUAUGCAUUAGGUACACGACUAGUAAUAAUUGUAUCUUUUGUGUUUAACAGAGCAACUACAAUAAUUAGUUAUCAAAACAGUGUUAUAAUGAGACAGCAUCUGCCAAGCACAGGAGCAGACUUUAAAUUCUAGAAAUCCUAAUGGAAUAUCUACAUGACAUAGGAGUUUUCCUUUUGAAAGUUUUAGUAACCCGCAAGAGAGACUGCAAAGUCUGUUGAUGGUGUAUUGAAGUAGAAAUAAAAGUCAUCGUUCCAUUGUAAAAUCUGAUAAUACCCAUUAAACAUAAUUCUGGGGGCUCCUGACAGGGCUUAAUGAGUAAAGAUGCUGACUCAGACCACAGGUUGUGCUCUGUGUUUUCAAGGCUGUAAAUCCAAACCUAGGGCAGUUUGAAAAGUGGGAAAGCUUGGGAUUGCUCAUCUUCUCACUGCUUUCCUACACCUUACUGGCUGAUGUGAGUGAAAGGCAAGCUGAUCUUCAAGCCCUUCCUCCACGUUCAUCUGCUGUGGAACCUCCAGUGUUUCAGAUGGAAAAUGGCUGCACAGCUGGUCACGUUGUAGGAGCACAUCUAUGUGCCUGAAGCUCUCUUGAGUAGAUAUAGGAGAUUUUUCUUUUUUUUCCGGGAGCUGAGUACAUUAAAAAUUGUCUUGUGCCUGUUUGGGUGUGUAUAUAAUGAAAAAUAACUAAUGCCAAUUCACAAUUAAAAAAAAUUGCAUUUGUGUUUGUUA
Messenger RNA from Lepisosteus oculatus (spotted gar), 4827 nucleotides. RefSeq names its product WD repeat domain 91 (gene wdr91). NCBI's taxonomy places the organism in Eukaryota, Metazoa, Chordata, Actinopteri, Semionotiformes, Lepisosteidae. The record is from RefSeq and is a predicted model, not a curated record. Gene Ontology annotation, cellular component: extrinsic component of endosome membrane; early endosome membrane; late endosome membrane. Gene Ontology annotation, molecular function: protein binding; phosphatidylinositol 3-kinase inhibitor activity. Gene Ontology annotation, biological process: negative regulation of phosphatidylinositol 3-kinase/protein kinase B signal transduction; early endosome to late endosome transport.